Molecule: messenger RNA, 231 nt
Organism: Cokeromyces recurvatus
Lineage: Eukaryota; Fungi; Mucoromycota; Mucoromycetes; Mucorales; Mucoraceae
Exons: 2
Source: RefSeq, a predicted model, not a curated record
GUCUCUUCAGUUGCUGACGAAUAUUAUCUUGGCUCAAUUGAAAAUUUUUCUAAAAUAAAAAUAAUAUUUGUUCAAGCUGCAGGCAAGGCAAUAUAUAUUUGGAGUUUGAAGUAUAUUGUAGAAGGCCCUGCUUACAAGCUUUGGUUAGAAGGACGUUUAGAUAUUAACCCAAGAUUUGAUAGAAAAGUAGCAGAGUUACCAAAAACCAUAAACUUUUACUGGUUAUUAAAA